AUGAGGCGUAACAUGACGCAGAAUUGGUUUAGGCCUCACCCGUUUGGUGUAUAUCCACGGGGAAAUGCAAGGGACCCUUUGGAUUUAACUAUACCAAGAUUUGGGACCCUUUCUUCUUUACAGGGUGCAGCCAAAGGUCAAAUUGUAAAGUCUGGUAUUUCUGGAUGUGAACCCACAGAGGAGGCUUUUCUUGAUCUGAUUCUUCACUUGCUCUCUUUCUGCUCAGUGGAUGAUAUAUGCCGAAUCUCAGGAAGCUGCACAGGAUGGUAUUGCCUUAUUCAUGCCUCAGAUGCCUUUAAACAGGCAUAUGGAUUAAUAUCCCCAAAUUACUUGCGAUUUCGUAGAAGUUGGAAGGACUCUGCUAUUCAAUGCUUUCUUUCUUUAAAAGAUAAAACAUCCUCUGAUGAUAAAAAUUGUUUAUUGACAAGAAAGAAUUCCUCUGCUUUCUGUACUGAUAAUAAUAAUGAUGAUGAUGAUGAUAAUAAAAUGACUAAAAUUUUUAUACAUCGUCCAUUUGCAGUGAAACGAGUUUUUUUUAAUGAUCAAUUGUUUCAAGCUUGGUUAUGCACAAUUCUUCCUUGUCAUUAUCAUCUUCGACCAGCUAUUAAAACUACUGUUCAUGAAGAAGAUGCAGCAUGGCCAAACGGAGCUAACCCCAUUCAAGAAGCACCUCGUUUUCGUACUGCACUUAAGGAAGUACCACGGUGUAGUGGAUUGACACCAAAUGAAUUUCGUAAGCGCUUUGAAGAACCAAAUUUACCAGUUAUUCUUACUGAUGUAGCUGUUAAUUGGCCUAUGUUUCGUAUUCUUGAAGGGAAUUUUAAAAAUCUUGCUACAAAGGCUAAAGAAUUAUUUCGUUCAAAUGCUUCUCUAGAUGUACCUAUGCGGUGUGAACAUACCACAAUGACAGUUUCUGAUUAUGUUCGGUAUGCUGUAGAGCAAUCGGAUGAACGUCCUAUUUAUAUGUUUGAUGCUGAAUUCGGUACUUCUAUGGCAGCAGAUUCGCUUUAUACAGUUCCCGAACACUUUGGACGAGAUGAUUUCUUUAAAGUUUUGGGUAAAGAACGUCCAAAGUAUCGUUGGAUUAUUGCAGGUCCAAAACGUGGUGGAAGUAGUUUUCACGUGGAUCCUAAUUACACCAAUGCAUGGAAUGCUAACUUAACUGGUAGGAAGCGAUGGAUUUUGUUUCCUCCUGGUUGUACUCCUGCUGGCGUUUUUCCUAGUGAAGAUAUGUCUGAAGUCACAACACCGGUUUCACUUACGGAGUGGUUAUUAAACCAUUAUGAUGCAACUGUGGAAAAGUGGAAAGGUGUUGGUUAUGAAUGCAUCUGUGAACCUGGUGAUAUUAUGUUUAUUCCUUGUGGUUGGUGGCAUUUUGUAAUUAAUUUGGAGGAUUCUGUGGCGAUUACACAAAAUUACGUUUCUGAGUGUAACUUACCAAGUGUCAUGAAAUUUCUUUCUGCCAUGAAAUCAUCUAUUAGUGGUAUUGAUGAGGAUGCGGAUAACACUGUAGGGGCAAUGGUUGAAAAGCGACGGGCCAACUUUGCAGAUGAGUUUGCAGCAGCUAUGCAUUCAUCCUUCCCAGACCUUAUGAAGCGAGUGGAGACUGAUCUUGAAAAAGAAGCGCAACUUCGACGAGAGAGAAAGAGAACUCAUGUAACUGCAUUACCUUUACUAGAUGCAGAAGCAGAUGGGUUUACAUUUAAUUUUUGA
Messenger RNA from Trypanosoma theileri, 1713 nucleotides. Its product is annotated as transferase, transferring glycosyl group. Gene Ontology annotation, molecular function: cis-regulatory region sequence-specific DNA binding. The transcript has a single exon. The coding region runs from base 1 to 1713 and encodes 570 amino acids. Gene Ontology annotation, cellular component: nucleus. The record is from RefSeq and is a predicted model, not a curated record. Lineage: Eukaryota; Euglenozoa; Kinetoplastea; Trypanosomatida; Trypanosomatidae.